Molecule: messenger RNA, 1327 nt
Organism: Hevea brasiliensis (rubber tree)
Lineage: Eukaryota; Viridiplantae; Streptophyta; Magnoliopsida; Malpighiales; Euphorbiaceae
Product: protein CANDIDATE G-PROTEIN COUPLED RECEPTOR 2
Exons: 6
Coding region: 188-1108 (306 amino acids)
Biological process (GO): G protein-coupled receptor signaling pathway
Cellular component (GO): plasma membrane
Molecular function (GO): G protein-coupled receptor activity
Source: RefSeq, a predicted model, not a curated record
UUAAUUUUUGCAAAUUACAUAGCCCAGCUUUAGAAAACUCCGUACCCGAUUUCUGCUGGUCUUUCGAUCUCUGUAUGGGUUCUGAGAACGAAGUAUUUCCGUGAUCUCCUCUAAAAUGCGAUCGAAGCCAUCCAAUCUAGGGUGUUUGCAGCUCUGAGUGUUCUUCCUUCGAAGAAACCAUUAUCAAAUGAAUCUCCAAACAAUCGCCAACCCAACUUCUCCUUUUCUAGCGCCAAAAAGCACCGAUUCGCCCGCCACAAUCGACUUCCAGCCUGACCAUACCAUUCCUGCCAUCGGCGGCCGGAAAUGUCAAGGGGCAUGGUACAGUGUUGUUUUAGUGUUGCCGGCUAUCCUAUUCGUGGUGUACUUGGGGAUCAACGCGAAGAAGAAUUUGAGGAAGCUAUGGAAUGGGAGGUCCUACAUAAUGAUUUCCUAUUAUACCCUUCUCUGGUUGGCUAGCUCUCUCAAUCUCGCUUGGUGCUGUCUUCAGGCUUGGCAAUGUUCUUCUGGGAAGGAGAUUGCUUGGAAUUUCCUGUCAUUGUUCACAGGUUCCGCAAUGCUGUGCUUGGAAAUUAGCUUAAUGGCUUUCUUGCUCCAGGAUAGUUAUGCAAGUGGAUUGGAAACUUUAACCCGUAUUUUCGCUGUCUCAGGAAUCAUUGUGGGUGUGGAUAUACUUUUUAAGGGAAUUUAUGUUUUUGGAUUUGGGGUCCCACUGUUCAUUGAUGGUGAUGAUAGUAUACAAAGAAUGAAGUGGGGCCUGUGGAUUAUCCACAAGCUAUUGCUCACAGCAGUUUAUGGCUACAUAUUAUUUGUGCAUUUCGCAAAAUGGAGAGAGAGGCUGCCUCCUAGACCAGCGUUCCACAACUACGUUAUAGUGAUGUUUGUCAUUAAUGCUGUGGCAUUGUUUGCAUGUGGGCUUGCUGUACUUGGGGCUGGCUUUGGCAUUUGGUUGUACGAUUUCAUGGUUGUCUGCUAUCACUCUCUUUACCUUCCUUUUCUCUACAUAACAUUUCUAGCAGAUUUUUUCCAGGAAGAAGAUUUCCUUUUGGAUAAUGCAUAUUACUCUGAGAUGAAGGAUGCCGGCUUCUUUGAUGCUGAUUGGGAUUAAUUCACUAACGGGUGAAUUGAAAAAUGGCAUACAAUUGUAUUCUCUGUAAAUAAAUGUGAAUGAAAAAAACAUUUAAUUCUGUUGAUAAAGCAAACAAAAAGUGGAUGAAUUGUGCCUUUCUUUUGUUAUUUUGAUUUUGAAUAAUUAUUUAGGAAAUCUAUAAUAUGAUGAAUGUAGUGUUAAAUUUGAAUAGCUAUGAAAAUUGUCAUUUCGUGUAAA